CGACCGUGACACAUUUGCCUUGGAAAUCAUUUUUCUCCUCAGAAGUUGUUCAACUUUGGAAUCUGAUACAAGCAAAAGUUAAAAUGAAGUCAAGCAAGCCAACAAUUGAAAAGGAAACAUGGGGCGAUAUUGUAGAAAGAGAAUUAGGGGAGCCUCCUGAGGGGAUUAUCAUCUAUUCCUAUGAAGGUGAAGAUGAUUUUGAUGAUUUUGACUCCGAUGACAGAUGCAGUGAGAGGAACAGCUACCCCCGUGAAAACAGCAAGGAGAAGGAUUACUCUGACAAUCACACCUCAGAGUGCAUCAAAGAUGUACGUUUUUCUGCUUCUGAGCAGCAAACCCCUACCAAUCAGAGGGUUUCUAGAGAAAACGUCAAACAGCAAGCUGUCACAAAAGAAUGUGAUCAGGAAGCAUCCUUAGAAAAACAGAGUUGUAGAAAGGAAACUCCGGUCUCUAAACCACCACUGGUCCCUGAAAAAGAAACGAUCCCUGAAACACAGGAGACACAGGACCAACAAGAGAAGGAACAGCCAGUUGAGUAUUUGAGCAACAAGAAGAUAAUAGUACCACUGGACAAUUGGUUUGAGUCUGAGUCUGAGUCAGAGUCAGAGUCAAAAAUAGUUCAAACACCAUAUAUUUUAUUUGACCCCUCCUUUAACCAACUAUCUGCAAUUUACCCACCGGGUUAUUUCGACUAUUAUGAAAAGAAAGCUCAAAAAGCUGCUAGCAAGAAGGGGAAAAAGAAAGAGGAGGUCAUUGAAGAAGUUAAGGUCUCUGAAACACUACAAAAUGGGGAUGAGCAAAAGCCUUCUAAGAAACCUAAACGUAAGAAGAAACAAAAGACAUCUUCGGAAACUGCCUCUGGACCUGAAACCAUCAAAGAUCAAGAGGUUUCUGGAGAAAAUACUGAACAGGAAGAAGUUUCAGUGCAGGAAAAUGAAGGUGAUCAGGCAGCUUCCUUAGAAAAGCAGACUUGCACAAAGGAAACUCCAAUCUUUGCACCAUCUCUAGUCCCUGAAAAAGAAAUGAUCCCUGAAAAACAGGACAAUACUGAACAGGAAGAAGUUUCAACACCAGAAAUAGUCAAGGAUCAGUCGGUUUCCUUCCAAAAUGAGAUCUGUACGAAUGAAACGGUGAUAUCUAAAUCACAGGAGGUAGUUGAAGAAAUUAAGAUCUCUGAAACCCUUCAAAAUGGUGAAGAGCAAGGAGAGAAAAAGCCUUCUAAGAAAUCUAAACGUAAGAACAAACAAAAGACAUCUUUGGAAACUGCCUCUGGACCUGAAACCCUCAAAGAUCAAGAGGUUUCUGGAGAAAAUACUGAACAGGAAGAAGUUUCAACACCAGAAAUAGUCAAGGAUCAGUCGGUUUCCUUCCAAAAUGAGAUCUGUAGAAAUGAAACGGUGAUAUCUAAACCACAGGAGGUAGUUGAAGAAGUUAAGGUCUCUGAAACACUACAAAAUGGUGAAGAGCAAGGAGAGAAAAAGCCUUCUAAGAAAUCUAAACGUAAGAAGAAACAAAAGACAUCUUUGGAAACUGCCUCUGGACCUGAAACCCUCAAAGAUCAAGAGGUUUCUGGAGAAAAUACUGAACAGGAGGAAGUUUCAACACCAGAAAUAGUCAAGGAUCAGUCUGUUUCCUUCCAAAAUGAGAUCUGUACAAAUGAAACAGUGAUAUCUAAACCACAGGAGGUAGUUGAAGAAGUUAAGGUCUCUGAAACACUACAAAAUGGUGAGGAGCAAGGAGAGAAAAAGCCUUCUAAGAAAUCUAAACGUAAGAAGAAACAAAAGACAUCUUUGGAAACUGCCUCUGGACUUGAAACCCUCAAAGAUCAAGAGGUUUCUGGGGAAAAUGCUGAACAGGAAGAAGUUUCAGUGCUGGAAAAAGAAGGUGUUCAGGCAGCUUCCUUAGAAAAGCAGACUUACACAAAGGAAACUCCAAUCUCUACACCACCACUAGUCCCUGAAAAAGAAACCAUCCCUGAAACACAGGACAUACUGGAUCAACACUCAGAAAAUAUCCAGGUGGAAAAUUUAACUGAGGUCUCUGACAAUCAAACUUCAGGGAGCACUCAGGAGGAAAGAUUCACACAAGCCUCUGACAAUCAGCGUUCUGAGGUUGCAGAGAUUCAUCCCACAAUACAGCAGGACACAAAGGAUUGGACUCACACCUACAGGUCUGCUGCCUUCAGAACACGUCAAGAUAACAGGCGCUGGUACUGCUAUGAGUACUCAGUCCCACCAUACCCCAACCCAUAUACCAUUAGGUCUGAAAGGAGAGCUCAAAAAGGCAAGGAAAAUCCACUAUUUGGUCUUGGUGAGGUGCAAGAAAGAUUUUUGCAGAUGUUUCACAACUCCCAAAAUCCUGCCCCUAUGCCUUACCCUAGGCCGCCACCAGAAGUUUUAACACCAGAAAUGGUUUCUGGGGAAAAUACUGAACAGGAAGAAGUUUCAGUGCUGGGAAAAGAAGGUUUUCAGGCAGCUUCCUUAGAAAAGCAGACUAACACAAAGGAAACUCCAAUCUCUACACCACCGCUAGUCCCUGAAAAAGAAACCAUCCCUGAAACACAGGACAUACUGGAUCAACACUCAGAAAAUAUCCAGGUGGAAAAUUUAACUGAGGUCUCUGACAAUCAAACUUCAGGUAGCACUCAGGACGAAAGAUUCACACAAGCCUCUGACAAUCAACGUUCUGAGGUUGCAGUGAUUCAUCCCACUAUACAGCAGGACAUAAAGGAUUGGACUCGCACCUACAAGUCUGCUGCCUUCAGAACACGUCAAGAUAACAGGCGCUGGUACUGCUAUGAGUACUCAGUCCCACCAUACCCCAACCCAUAUACUAUUAGGUCUGAAAGGAGAGCUCAAAAAGGCAAGGAAAAUCCCCAAUUUGGUCUUGGUGAGGUGCAAGAAAAUUUUUUGCAGAUGUUUCACAACUCCCAAAAUCCUGCCCCUAUGCCUUACCCUAGGCCACCACCACCACCACCUUAUCUUCGCCAGAUGUACGACCUUCAACAACAUCUAAAAUACAUGGAGGAUGUAUUUAUAAACUGCUUAUUUCUUUCCAACCAAGCUGAUAGAAGACUGUGGGCAGAGAAAAAAUACAAUGACUGUUUGACACAGCUCCACUUUUAUGAAGGGAUCCUUAAAGACUCAAAAGAAUCCCCAUAUUUGCCCAAGUUCCCCGAAGUGCCAAAAAAUGGAGAAAAAUGUAAAUGUCAGGCCAAAUUGGAGAAGAUCCAACUGGAAAAUAUGGAGAUACAGGAAUACUUAAUGAAGCAGGCAAAUGAGAUGUAUCACGCCACUCUUUUGCUAAAUGCUGAACUCAACCACAAAGAGGAGUUGCUGAAGAAAAAGGACUCAGAACAAAGACAAGACAAAAAGCAGACAGUUUCUGUAGAAAUUCAGACAGAUUCACGGGAAGCCUCAGAGCUGAAAGCAACCAGCUAUCAAACCAUUUCAACACAAACUGAGGUGGAUGUACAGGAAACUAAAUGUGAAGAAAUCCCAGUCUAUCAAAACAUUUCAACACAAACUGAGGUGGAUGUACAGGAAACUAGAUGUGAAAAAAUCCCAGUCUAUCAAACCAUUUCAACACAAACUGAGGUGGAUGUACAGGAAACUAAUUGUGAAAUAAUCCCAGUCUAUCAAACCAUUUCAACACAAACUGAGACAGUUUUAUUGUUAAAUGUUGAAGAAGUAAAGGUCUCUGAAACACUACAAAAUGGUGAAGAGCAAGGAGAGAAAAAGCCUUCAAAGAAUGAAACACUACAAAAUGGUGGGGAGCAAGGAGAGAAAAGGCCUUCAAAGAAAUCUAAACGUAAGAAGAAACAAAAGACAUCUUUGGAAACUGCCUCUGUACCUGAAACCCUCAACGAUCAAGAGGUUUCUGGAGAAAAUAUUGAACAUGAAGAAGUUUCAACACCAGAAAUAGUCAAGGAUCAGUCUGUUUCAUUACAAAAUGAGAUCUGUACAAAUGAAACGGUGAUAUCUAAACCACAGGAGGUAGUUGAAGAAGUUAAGGUCUCUGAAACAAUACAAAAUGGUGAAGAGCAAGGAGAGAAAAAGCCUUCUAAGAAAUCUAAACGUAAGAAGAAACAAAAGACAUUUUUGGAAACUGCCUCUGGACCUGAAACCCUCAACGAUCAAGAGGUUUCUGGAGAAAAUAUUGAACAUGAAGAAGUUUCAACACCAGAAAUAGUCAAGGAUCAGUCUGUUUCAUUACAAAAUGAGACCUGUACGAACGAAACGGUGAUAUCUAAACCACAGGAGGUAGUUGAAGAAGUAAAGGUCUCUGAAACAAUACAAAAUGGUGAAGAGCAAGGAGAGAAAAAGCCUUCUAAGAAAUCUAAACGUAAGAAGAAACAAAAGACAUCUUUGGAAACUGCCUCUGGACCUGAAACCCUUAAAGAUCAAGAGGUUUCUGGAGAAAAUACUGAACAGGAGGAAGUUUCAACACCAGAAAUAGUUAUGGAUCAGUCUGUUUCAUUACAAAAUGAGAUCUGUACAAAUGAAACGGUGAUAUCUAAACCACAGGAGGUAGUUGAAGAAGUAAAGGUCUCUGAAACACUACAAAAUGGAGAUGAGCAAGGAGAGAAAAAGCCUUCUAAGAAAUCUAAACGUAAGAAGAAACAAAAGACAUCUUUGGAAACUGCCUCUGUACCUGAAACCCUCAACGAUCAAGAGGUUUCUGGAGAAAAUAUUGAACAGGAAGAAGUUUCAACACCAGAAAUAGUCAAGGAUCAGUCUGUUUCAUUACAAAAUGAGAUCUGUACGAACGAAACGGUGAUAUCUAAACCACAGGAGGUAGUUGAAGAAGUAAAGGUCUCUGAAACAAUACAAAAUGGUGAAGAGCAAGGAGAGAAAAAGCCUUCUAAGAAAUCUAAACGUAAGAAGAAACAAAAGACAUCUUUGGAAACUGCCUCUGGACCUGAAACCCUUAAAGAUCAAGAGGUUUCUGGAGAAAAUACUGAACAGGAGGAAGUUUCAACACCAGAAAUAGUUAAGGAUCAGUCUGUUUCCUUACAAAAUGAGAUCUGUACAAAUGAAACGGUGAUAUCUAAACCACAGGAGGUAGUUGAAGAAGUUAAGGUCUCUGAAACACUACAAAAUGGUGAGGAGCAAGGAGAGAAAAAGCCUUCUAAGAAAUCUAAACGUAAGAAGAAACAAAAGACAUCUUUGGAAACUGCCUCUGGACUUGAAACCCUCAAAGAUCAAGAGGUUUCUGGGGAAAAUGCUGAACAGGAAGAAGUUUCAACACCAGAAAUAGUCAAGGAUCAGCCGGUUUCCUUACAAAAUGAGAUCUGUAUAAUUGCAAAGGUGAUAUCUAAACCACAGGAGGUAGUUGAAGAAGUUAAGGUCUCUGAAACACUACAAAAUGGUGAAGAGCAAGGAGAGAAAAAGCCUUCUAAGAAAUCUAAACGUAAGAAGAAACAAAAGACAUCUUUGGAAACUGCCUCUGGACCUGAAACCCUCAACGAUCAAGAGGUUUCUGGAGAAAAUAUUGAACAGGAAAAAGUUUCAACACCAGAAAUAGUCAAGGAUCAGUCGGUUUCAUUACAAAAUGAGAUCUGUACAAAUGAAACGGUGAUAUCUAAACCAGAGGAGGUAGUUGAAGAAGUUAAGGUCUCUGAAACACUACAAAAUGGUGAAGAGCAAGGAGAGAAAAAGCCUUCUAAGAAAUCUAAGAAGUCGGUUUUCUCCCUUUCAGCUUCUGCUAAAAGGGAGAGUGGUCAAAAGGAAAAGCAGACUUCAAAAGCGCUGAAGGUAAGCGAAAGAGAAAAAGCCUCUAAAUUCCAAAAGAAAUCCAUCCAGAAAGAGGAGACAAAGUCUAAAAAGUCUCAACACGCUGUAACAUCCCCUCCACAGAUGAAGAUUAAAGAAGUGGAAGAUGCCAUCCACACACAAGCAGCAAAAGAGGGGCUUGUGCAGGACAAUAAUCCUAAACAAGCUGAUAGCCUAGUAAAAAAGGUUUCACUGUGGAAGCGUAUCAAAAAGGCCAUGACUCCAUCAAAUUGGUGCCGGUGCAAAGACAGGAAGGAAAACCAGCCUCAGUAGACGUCAACAGUCUCUGACACUUUAGAUUUUAAAUGGGGGUGGGCAGGGUAGUUUUGUAUUAAUUGGAGAGUGCAAAUUAAAAAGCUAAGGCUGCACAUUGGGAAAUGUCUCCCUUAGCAUGCGUGGGUUUUUGAUACUGAACAUCCACUGUUAAAAACUAACAGUGGAUGUUCAGUAAAAAGCUGAAAUCAUUGUUGAUGGGAUGUAAAAAAGAUUUGUAAAAGCAAGGGCAUACACGGUUAGUUUUAACCGUAUAUGCGUGGGUUCACUCCGGGUGCUCCGGCUUCCCCCACAUGGUCCAAAAACAUGCAUUAUCAGCCAUCAUAGGCCCCUUAUUUCUGAUUCAAUGGUAAAAUAAAUA
Molecule: messenger RNA, 6408 nt
Organism: Fundulus heteroclitus (mummichog)
Lineage: Eukaryota; Metazoa; Chordata; Actinopteri; Cyprinodontiformes; Fundulidae
Product: probable serine/threonine-protein kinase kinX
Exons: 2
Coding region: 84-6047 (1987 amino acids)
Source: RefSeq, a predicted model, not a curated record